Molecule: messenger RNA, 492 nt
Organism: Coffea arabica (coffee)
Lineage: Eukaryota; Viridiplantae; Streptophyta; Magnoliopsida; Gentianales; Rubiaceae
Source: RefSeq, a predicted model, not a curated record
AUGCUAGCUGUGCAGAAGAUAAUGGAGGCUGGUUGCAGAAUGAUGUAUUCCAGGCAUCUUGGGAGUUGCAAGGGAUUGAAUACUGGUUUUUGGUACCAUGUACUGGGAAAUGAAGAUAAUGAAGUUGAAGAUCAAGAUGGAGAAGACUAUGAAGAUGCAGAGGAGGAAGAGGAAGAGGACGAGGACGAGGACGAGGAUGGAGGGGAAGAUAGUGAUGAUGACGACUCGGAUGCUAAUGCUGAGAUAGUUGACCGAAAAGGCAAGGGAAUUAUGACGGAUGACAAGGGUAAAGGAAAAUUAGUUGAGGUGUCACAGGAUUCAAGUGACUCUGGAAGUGAAUCUGAUGCUGACAGUGAUCUCUCAGACGAUCCACUUGCUGAGAUUGAUUUGGACAACAUUCUACCAUCUAGGACGCGGCGGCGCGUGGUUCAGCCUGGAGUUCAUAUUUCCAAGGAUCAAGGUGCCAAGGAGGACGAAGAUGACAGUGAUUAA